AUGGAUGCAAUGAAUCUGUUUCGUGGGGACACUGUUCUGGUCAAGGGUAAGAAACGUAAAGAAACGGUGUGUGUAGCGAUUGUGGACGAGAGUUGCCCAGACGACAAGAUUCGUUUAAAUCGUUGUAUUCGCAGUAAUCUACGAGUAAAACCAGGAGAUAUUGUCAGUUUAAAGAGUCUUCCUGACAUCCUCUACGGGAAACGCAUUCACGUGCUGCCUAUUGACGAUACUAUUUUUGGUCUUACAGGAAAUUUAUAUGAAGCUUUUCUAAAACCAUACUUUUUGGCUGCCUACCGACCUGUACAUAAAGGCGACAUAUUUGUCGUACGUGGUGGGAUGCGAGCUGUUGAGUUCAAAGUAAUUGAAACAGACCCGUCACCCUAUUGCAUUGUUUCCCCCGACACUACUAUUCACACAGAAGGAGAUCCAGUUAA
This is a messenger RNA of Schistosoma mattheei, 434 nucleotides long. Lineage: Eukaryota; Metazoa; Platyhelminthes; Trematoda; Strigeidida; Schistosomatidae. The record is from the annotation of a GenBank genome assembly.